UAGCCAAAAUAUUUCAUCAACAUGCCGAAAAAACUUUAUACGUUUUGUUGCCGACUGUGUUUACACGAUGGCUCUGUUAACCAACUGUUGGACAUCUAUUCGAUAAAAGCAUUAGAAGAAAAACUGCUGAAGGUGUUCAAUAUACAGGUUACCAAUCGAGACAGCUGCACCACCAAUAUUUGUUUGCCGUGCCUUCAAGAGACACUGACGCUCGAACAACAAAUGAUGCAGUACCUAAAACAUAAACAGAACAUUCUUAACAACCAGCAGCGCUUCCAAAAGAAUGAUGCAGCAGCACCAAGUACAUCGCUGUCAGCUCCGUUAAGUAAGGCACAAACGGUUGAAUGUAUUCAAUCAACACCAUCAGAUAUUCAGCCUGUUAGUGAUUCAAAAAUCUCAGUGACGAAGUCAUCGUAUGGAUCGCGUAAAUCCCACAAUAACAAAACAGAAUCUUCUCCAUCAGUUCACCAAACUACAUUGAACAAUGGCGUAACCGAUGGUGGUAUGCAAAUUGAACUGUCUUUAAACGCAAACUCAGAGACAGAUAAAACAAAGAAGAAUAAAAAUAGGUCCGUAAAGAUUAAAGAUAAAGAUACUGCCUCACAGUUGUCUUCGAAAGAGAUAUCUAGUAAACAGAAGUCCCGUGGGUCGCAAAAAUACCAUAGCCAGAUAAAUCCAAAAUCGGGGCCAGCAAUUAAACACGAUCAUCGCGCUGCAACAAAGCCCACGGCUGGCGGUUUAGAAAAACAAUCUUCCUCGAAAAACAAUCCGCCUGAUUCUACUAAAAGACAAAAUGCUACUAAUCAGACGCAGCCCACAAAAAAGGCAAAGGAUAAAGUUAAAAUACAUAUUGGGACCAAGAAAACCUCUAAAAAUGCCGCACAGCAGCUCGGUUCAGAAAACAACGCGAAACGAACCAACAUUAGUGCCCUGCAUAAAAAUCCGGAUAGCAUUAUUCCUAAUCAGUCUGCUGCUAACGUUACAGUUUCACAGGUGCUUGAUACUGUAUCAACUGUUGAACAAAAUAUUCCCGCAUAUUUGAUAGAACGAACAGCGCCACCCGAAUCGAAUCAACAAUCACAGUCCUUGCAAAUGAAAGCGGUGGAAAACUCAUUGGUGCCAUUGGAGUUUACCGGAACACUAGGUAGACAGAGAGCGUUUUCGCAGGGGGUCAAUAAUACGCUACCUAAUGUGUCAUUGCAAGGUGGGCUAUGCACUUCGAUACCUAUGGCAAACAUAUCCCCCGCAACACUUCCUACUGAAUCUCGCAUUCUUAACACCGCAUCGACGGUGAAUCAAGCAGAACCUAGCAGCAACACUUCGACGGCACAAGGACAGCAGUUAGCUACGCUUUUGACAAACUUUUCUGCCACAACACGUCCCAAUGAAUCUCAAUAUGUUGGCGGCGCAUCGAUGGUAAAUCUACCAGCAACAAGCACCAACGCUCCGACGACAGCAGGGCAGCAACUAGCAUCGAUAACUGACACACAAACUGCUUCUUGCGCUCUGGCCGCAGUCAGCCAACUAGACGAAAGCAGAAACAGCAUGAACAAUGCAACUUCUCCCGGUGCCAUAAAAAAACGUCGUCACAGCACCUUUAUUCGAGUAUCGUCGAACUUAUUUGAUGAACCUGCGGAAAAAGCACAAUUUGCAAUGCUUAAUAAUAAUCAAUUCAUCCGCGCCAUUGAACCGCUACAGGACAUCCCAGCUUUGGUCCCAUAUCCACGUUUGCCAGUACUUCCACAAGGUCAUAGAGUGCAGACAGUUCCUAACCCCACGAUGCCGUUCAAUAACUCUAACUGUAAUACCAUGAGUCGAUAUCCGCCGCCUGACAAUUUUGGAACAAUCCAACAGUCAUCCGUUCCAACUUCGCAAAAUAAUAAUGGAACCCAAUCGAUCGCAAACAGUUCCCACUGUGGAAGCAAUUAUGGUACCAACCUCGUAUCAAGAACAGUCAACACAUCAACUAUCGGUCAAAGACCUUUUACAAUUGCCAUGUCUACUCAACAAAGCAGCUUAGCACCAAACAGCAGCAUUCGUAGUAAUCAUACAGAAUACAUGCGUGAUAUUCUGCUACGUGGUAACAGCACGGUACAGUCUACAAACAUUGCGACAGGGCCUGCAAAUAGUGCUCCGGAUCAGCAAAUUCGUGUCUGCUACAAAUGCAACCUUUGUAGCUCAUAUUAUCUGUUGGAAACGAGUUUGGUUUUGCAUUUACGUCGAAUCCACCAGCUGGAAAAAAGUGUGCAAACAUGUUCGAUAAUUCACGAUCCCGUUAUUUGCAACACAUUAAUAUCCCGGAUCCGGCGCAAAUCCGUAGCUGAUCCGCUACUACUGAGUAAUAAUCGUACGUAAAUGAAAUGAGUCAGGUCACAUCUGACAUGAUCUCUGCUGAAAAAAAUCGUUCAUUGUUGUUCUAUGGUCAAAUGAAUCAAUUGCACAUAAUAUAAUACUGAGCUGUAUUAUAAAAACCAUUCACCGAAUCAUCUUGAAGGCACAGGUUGCGGGGAGAAAUGGUGCAGUUAAACACAUCCUCAAAUGUAAAUCUGCUUCAUCUAUAAUUUUGAUUUGGCUUUUUUUUUCUAUACUAUUAAUAUAAAUCAAGUCUUACAAAUGCAGAAAAUAAAAAUUUACGCCAUGUGAUGGAACUGCAAAAGUAAGAAUUGUGAAACGGUAGAUUAACGGUCGUACGAGAGGCCAAUACACAUAUGUGUUGAGCACUAAUUUGAAACGCAUAUCAUAAGGAUUUGGUUUUGGAAAUAUAACGAAUUUACGCAUUAAACGAUUAUUCCUGUAGCUCGCAUUCUCUAAAAAUGAAAUGGGUAAAGCAAACCAACGCCGCUCUUGGUGCAGCAUUUGGAUACAGUGCAAAAUUGCUUUCAUUAUUGUACGAAGCAUUACAUUAAUUAUGCAAUGUAAGGCACACAUACUUAUAAAAUCAUAAAUGGUUAAAGGACGUAAUUAAUGCUCCAAAAGUGCCUUUAAGACUAAGCUGCAUUGCGCGGUGGACCGUAAAAUGAAGAACGGCGCGUUAUGUUGUUGAUGACUUUGAACUAUGAUGUUGUGCGGCUAGUAGUAUGGAUGUGAUUGUAGGUUUCUGGGGUACUAGUUUACCGUUACGCGUACGUUGGUUCUGGGCAGUUAUUAGUGUUACUAAAAAAACCUUGUUCCGGAAAGUAUCACUCCGCGAAACAUGCAACCAUAAGAUAUAAAAUAAA
Messenger RNA from Anopheles moucheti, 3218 nucleotides. Its product is annotated as serine-rich adhesin for platelets-like. Lineage: Eukaryota; Metazoa; Arthropoda; Insecta; Diptera; Culicidae. The record is from RefSeq and is a predicted model, not a curated record. Bases 22 to 2355 code for a protein of 777 amino acids. The transcript is spliced from 2 exons.